This is a messenger RNA of Ruditapes philippinarum (Manila clam), 2712 nucleotides long. RefSeq lists its product as uncharacterized. The transcript is spliced from 14 exons. The coding region runs from base 91 to 2712 and encodes 873 amino acids. NCBI's taxonomy places the organism in Eukaryota, Metazoa, Mollusca, Bivalvia, Venerida, Veneridae. The record is from RefSeq and is a predicted model, not a curated record. Gene Ontology annotation, biological process: positive regulation of double-strand break repair.
AUAAUUACUUCCGGGUUAAAAUGUAGGGUGAACUUAGCGGGAAUUUUAUAUAAAUAUGUUUUAAUGAUGUUUUAUAAAGAUUGACCAGCCAUGGCAAGCUUGCGAUCACGAGAUAGUAACUCGGACAGUAACACGAAGAUUUUCCUCUUAUCAGGACUGGGUGAUAAUGUUAGGAGAGAUCUUGCCAGGAAAAUACAUUUACUGGGCGGAAAAUACUUUGACUUACAGGAUUUCAAGGCAAUUUGUACACAUGUUGUGUGUGGCAGACUUUCUCGUAGUGAGAAAUUUCUCGGAGCAUGUGCGACAGGAAAAUGGGUGUUACACCCAGACUAUGUACAGGACUCGUACAUUGCUGGUAGUUGGCUGGACAAGGAGCAGUAUGAAUGGUGUGACAGCCAUAUAACAAACAAAUAUCAGGUUGACAUGGCACUAGCCUUUGCAGCCAGACGUUGGAGAUUCAUGCUAGGCGGGGCAUCUGCUGCAUUUACUGGUUGGAAAGUGGCUGUCAUAGCAGGCGCUAAAAGGUCAAAGGUUAUCAAAGGUUUGUUAGUGUCUGGUGGGGCUGAUGUGCUACAGUUGAGAAUUCCUGUGAGGAACCCUGCUAAAGUUGCUGACACUCUAGGCUAUAUAUUUGUUAGCGAACACAAUGCAAAGUCUUUUAUACAUCUUAUCGACUAUGGAGUUUUGUGUAUCAAACCAGAGUUUAUAGGAGAUUUUCUGAUAAAAGAUCCCCAGCCAGACCCUAUGGACUACCUGGUACAAGUUAACAGGAUAGAGGAACCACUAAGUGAAGAGUCUUUCCUGAUGUCAUCACAGAAUCUAGGUACAUUAACUAACCAAGACUCACCUAUACCCCAGUCACCUUCUUCCUCAAACAGCAUGAACACUCCAUGCAAAGAAAGGGCAAUAACACCUAGUUCAUCUACAGAAAAGUUUCCAUCACACACAGAGAUGUCUAAAAGGUCAAAGUCAACAAGUAGACCAGUAUCAAAACUAGUAGAUGACAUAACAGAUUUGAUAGUGAUAGAGGAACAGUCAAGUUCAUUAAAUAAAACAAAACAUGUAGGUGAUCAAAGUGUUGGUGAUCAUGAUAAUGUGGAAGUAAUUGAUCUGACUGACAGUUCCGAAGACUCUGAUGUUAACAUUAACGCUGGCAUUACUGAGAAAGAUAGCACAAAAAAUUCAGUACUAGAUGAUGACCUCGAAGUGAGGAAAUCAAAAAGAAAUGUUGUGAAAAAAUCUCCAGCUUGGAAAAGUUUAAUGCCUAGAAGAAGGACAAUGUCAAAGCCAGAUGAAAUUAAGGAAGAGCCUGUUGAAAAUGAUCAACCGAAAGACAAUGUGCUCAAUAAAUCCAAAGACAACGUGGUCAAAACUUCUACUAGUGCAGCAAGUAGUUCAACAGUAAAACGAAACUUGCUGGACAGCAUGGUAGAACAGCCUAUUAGAACUAGUACACCUGCUAAAACACUUACUAAAAGUAAGACACUGUCUAAAACACCAAGUAUAACCCAGUUCUUCAAACAGGUUUCUAGACAGGGUUCUCCUGUAGCAUGUAAAAGCUUGAAGUUAGAAACAUCUGACGUUCUAAGUCAACCAACAUGUGAUAAAAUUUCUAGUAUUAGUUGUGAUAAAACUGUAGAAAGGAAAGAGGGAUCUGAUAGUAAAAAUGUUGAAUGUUCAAGUGAUGUGGUAGAACCUGUAAACCAUUCUGUUAGCAUAGGAUCAAAACAGGUUACCCAGUCUGGAAACAAAGUGACAGAUAUGCAAGUUAAAGGGAAAGAACUGAAAGAAAAUACAAAGAAAGUAGAGUUUAGUAAGAACAAGGAAUGCAAGAACAAGGUUGUUAAAGCAAGCCAACAACAUAAUGGAACCAGAGAGAACCAGUCUGUCAGAAAACAAAAACCAGAUGGUAAAGGGGAUAGGAAACGGAAAUCUACAGAUUUGGAAACAGACGGCACUCCAAUUAUCGGUCCAUCGGAAAAGAAAAGAAUCACUAGGUCAUCACCUGCAAAGAAUAAAGACAUUUCAUUAGUUGGGAGUCCAGACUCUUCACCUAGUAUUCAUGGUUUAACUACAAUUCUGUUAUCCCCAUCAAAGAAGAAAUCAGUGGUGACUGGGCAACAAUCAACAUCUGAAAAUCCCAUAGCAACUUCAGGCAUUCAGAGAACAUCAUCAGAUCACAGUGAAAACAAAGAUAGGAAGUAUGAGAAUGGGAGGAAGAGAAAAUCUGAAGAUGCAGAGCUAGAAUAUGUGCUGGCUCACAUCAAGAGAAAAAAGAUGGGCUUCACUGACUGGUGUCCCCCUUCUUUGAUAGUGAAUUUAAGAGAAACUGAGGAUGUACCCGACUUGGUUAUGAUGCCGACUACAACCACAGAAAUAUUCAUGGCCACACUAGAGGAUGGUUUUACGUUUGAAGCACUAGAAUAUUUAGAGUCACAGGUCACGUUCAAGUAUUAUCCCCAGUCAGAUAGCAUCAGUCAGAUAAUGAGAAAUGUUCUUCUGAAAACAGAGGACGAGACUCUACGUAACCGGUCAUACAAUAUUCUGUUACACAUGUUGAUGGUAAAUCCUCCAGUUACAGCAUCAUUACAACAGGUAUAUUUACGUGCUCUGGCAGGAUGUAAGAUAGAGGAAGAUUGUCAGAUAGGGGCGGAGUGGGACUUUAUCCACCAAAUGUAUAAGAAAUGUGAUAAGUUAUGGUUAAGAAACUGA